Cheilinus undulatus (humphead wrasse) is the source of this 9247-nucleotide messenger RNA. RefSeq names its product MARVEL domain containing 2a (gene marveld2a). The coding region runs from base 5410 to 8700 and encodes 1096 amino acids. The transcript is spliced from 17 exons. Gene Ontology annotation, cellular component: apical plasma membrane; cytoplasmic vesicle; bicellular tight junction. Lineage: Eukaryota; Metazoa; Chordata; Actinopteri; Labriformes; Labridae. The record is from RefSeq and is a predicted model, not a curated record. Gene Ontology annotation, biological process: bicellular tight junction assembly.
UAGAGCAUUUGUGUGGAUAUUAGACGUGAUUUUUGAUCAAAUCUAAUUCCUUUUCCUUAAAGACAAAGCUGAGCUUGAAAUGAUGAAAUCCUAUUUAUCCACAAUAAAGGAAAGAAAGCUUAAAGUGCUUUAGAAAGGUGAAACAAGACAUUUAUGACAUCAGGAGAAAAAACACAUGCCAAUAAUCAAGUCCUAGUUAAUAAAUGAUGUCUGAAAUAAGCUCAAAUACCUAAUUAAUCCACAGUUAGGUCCUAAUUCUGCAAUAUUUGACAAACAUUAGGGUUUUAGGUUGACAAAUGUUUGACAUUUUUCAACUUUACGACAAUAAAUAAAUCUCUGUCGUCCAACUAUAGAAGCUAGGAUGCAUGAUACUGGAUUUAUGCAGACAUCCUUGUUAUAUGAAAUUCAUUUCAGCCUAUUUGGUGUUAAUUUUUUAAAGUAAAGAUCACUGUGCUUAAAUUGACAUGCAUUAAUUUUUUUUCUAAUUAAAUAGCUGGUUUGCAGGGUUGUUCUCCAAGAAUAUCAUAAGAAAAUCUGUAAAAUACAAUAAAAAACACAUUCUUCUCUAGUGCAAAAGUCAAAAUAGCUGUAGUUCAGACCUAACAUUUCAGGUCCUAAACAACACCUUAAGAAUGAGGAAAAUAAAGAAAAAACCUCAUCUGUUGUAGGUCCAUUGUUUCUGCUUUGCUCUGCUUUGCACUUGCAACCUUUGCACAUUUCUGCUGAUGUGCAUGGCUGAUACUUUAGCUGUAAAUAUCAGCAGACAUUUGCUGCCAAUACAGUAACUUCUUGAGCUAUUUUCUGCUGAUUAGAUAUGCAGUAUUAUUGGUGUGAAAUCGGCUUGGCAGAUACUAACAUUUCUGCUAGUAUUUACAUGUUGGCUGUAAAUAUUGGCCAUAUGUAUGAAGAUAAGUGAUAAUUUUAAGCCAGGACCAACAGACCUACACCAGCUGAAGUAUUUUUUUGGUUUACCCUUAUUUUUAACACCAGACAUACCCUACAUACACCCUACAUACCUAAAACAGCCAGCAGGUAAAAUUUACUCAUUUUUAGAGUACAUUGGUUUUCAGUAAUAGCACUGAUUAAGAGCUAUAAUUUAACUACAGACAAUGAACAGUACAUUAACCACAGAAAGAGAGAUAGCUCACUAGUGGAUGAUGAUCCAUCACAUCCACAAUUAUCAUGAAAAACUGCUCGCUCAGUCCUGAAACUUCCCCAACAUCGGAUUCUUCUUCGCUUAAAGCAGUGUUUCCAAACUAUUUUUCCUUGUACCCAAGAAAAGUGGAGCCCCCCCAGGACCAAAGAGAGAAGAAAAAGUGACACACUGCCAUAAAAAAUCAGCAUAGAUUUUAAAUGUUUCACUGAUAAAACCCUAAAAAAGGCACAGUCAUGCAUUUCUUAUCUUAAGACCUUUGUAUUAACUACUUAAGUUAACAACUGCUUUAUCAUGGUUUUAGUCAAUAUCUGCAAAUCUAAUUUUGGCAGCCUCAGAGCAGACAAAGCCUCGUCCCCCCCGAGAUCAUUGGUGCCCCCUCUGGGGGGGUCCUGGACCCCAGGUUGGAAACAAUUUUCUAGGGCUAAUGACUAUAAAAAAGUAUGUAACUGUGCUUAUUUUGACUCAUUGCAAUAAGAAUUGUUGUAUUGGGAGGAACGAUUAUUUUUAUGCCGUUCUCACUUUGUAAAUUAAAAAAAAAAACAUGAGGAAAGUAGGAUUUCUUUUUUGCAAAGUAAUAUAAAGCAGUGGCAAUUUUAUGUUUGCAUAACAUCUCUGCUGCAAAAAUGUUUUAAAUUGUUUUUUUUGCAUGUUUCAGGUUCAAGAAAUAUUGCACUAUCUGCAAUCUGAAAAUUGCCAUAGGCCAUAUUGCAAUUGAAUACUUUUGAUUAAUUGCUCAGAGUUUUGCCAUUCUUGCCCUGAUAGUUUUAAACAGUCCUGAUCUACCAAUAAAUACGCCUGUUUUGGCGCCUUGGGAAAAAUAGAAGUCCCAGGCACCAAUUAACAGAUUAUUUCUUAUUUAUUGGUACCGAAACCUGCAAACAAACUCCCCAUUUUAUAAAAACGUACCCAAAAGUUGCCAGUGCAUUUGUAUAUUUUGCUCGGUGUGAUUCCUUUAUUGAUUUGCCAGCUGUUUCUAAGAGACGCAGGCAUUUGCAUCUUUAUUUAACUACAGCUGAUGCUGAACAUCAGAGUUUGCAGCCCUUUUUAUUUGUAUUGCAGCACUCUCUCUGUCUUUGCAACGUUUUUGAGCCAUGAUUUAUAAAAGAAAACACUCUUUGUUUUGUGUAGUACUGACAAAAAAUAAGUUACAAAGUGCUGUGCUGACAACAGAAGUCAUAAUUAGGAAAAAUACACAAAUCAAUGAGUUGUAAAGGAAAUAAGCAGGUAAAUAAAACUGUUUAACAUAGAUAUCAAUUGUAAAAAUGUGGUAAAGAAUUGCACGGCGGUGUCACCAUGCUUUAGUUGGUGUUAUCAUACAUUUGCAUGAGCACGCAGGUGUCAUUGUGCACCCCUGCUCUCGGUUUCAAGCUGGCGGUGAUCCUUUUUUGGUGACAUUUAUGCACUAAAAUGUGCAGCCCUAAGCUUGCAACCAUAAAAUAAUGAUUCAGCAAACAUGUAUGCAAACGGUGAACAUGACUAUUUUUAAAGAACUCUAAAUGUCAAUAAACUCUGAUUUGUUUACAGUCAACUCUUAAGCAUGGCCUAAGUGUAAAACCUCCAACAGCUCCACCCACAGGUGAUUCCCCGGCUCGCUGCGUGUUCAUACCAGGUUUGCAUUCUGACCUGCAAGCCAAUGUAAGUCGUGUUGAGUGACUGCGUGUGAAAGGUAUUCAAGCCCAGUUCAUUUUAUUCUUUAACCUCUCAAGAUCACAGAUGGGCUGUAAAGGGCUGAUUCGGUGUCGGGAUUGUAUUUUUGUGCUGUCUCCUGGUAAGUUCUCAGUUAUUAAACAUGGACCAGUAAAGGAGAAGAGGGGGAAGUUGCGCCUCUUGUUUGGUUGCAGCACAAAAAUGCAUUCUUGACUCGGCUUGCAUGGAGGAUAACAUCUGCACUCAUGAGGGCUUUUUUCUGUGAGGAUCUCGGGUACUGCUGGGGUUUGCUUUGUUUUCAGGUACUGCUGCUGGGCUGUAGAGUUUGCAUGUGGAAUAUUGUGGAAUAUCUUUAUGGAUUUUCUCUUCAUUACGGCUUAUUCCUGUUUUUUAUUUCCUAUUACUUUACAUACUCAGUUCUGUUAAUGAUGUGAAAGAUAUUUCAAAAAAUAUUUCCAGAAUCACUCUGUAAAAAAUCGGAUUGAUUUCUUGAGUAAAAAUGCAACUCUCUAGAUUUAGUGGUCCUUUUGGAGGAUUUGCUGCUUUUAUUUUCUUUGCUUUCUGCAAAAACUUUGGUGGUUAGCGCCGCUUGAUUAUGGCAAAAUCCUAAUCAUGAUUAUUUUAAUUUAUACUGAUUAUUAAACAUGAUUAUUACUUAAUGAUUUUACAGCAUGCAUUUCUCAAACUUCAAGACUUUUAAGACUUCAACAUGCAAUAAAUACAAUGAAUAAGCCUAAAACAUAAUAGCGUUUAAAAUUAUAUGAAUCAAAUACUGUUUUGAGGUGGUGUGGUGAGGUAAAAAUUGGUUUGCAGAAUGCAGUUACUUGACUUUUGUCUGCAAAAUACAUUCAUUAUUGGCCUUUAAUUGGAUGGAAACUAUUUACCAAGGAACAUCCCUAUUCUGUAAUGAUUUUAAGCCCACAAAACAUAACUUCACAUCAUCAGAACUGAUCUGGUGAGCACAUUUGUGGAAGUGCACAUGGCGGGAGAGAAGAGAGACUUCUUACCGUUACACCAACAGGGACUGUAAUGACAUUGCAUUCAAAUACACAUACAUUAAUAUGGAGUUGUCCCCCUUCUGCAGCUCUAACAGCCUCCACUCUACUUGGAAGGCUUUCCACAAGACUGGAGUCUUUCUGUAGGAAUAUGUGCCCAUUCAUUCUGUAGCGCAUUUUUAAGGUCAGGCACUGAUCCUAGACAACAAGGCCUGGCUUACAAUUUCCGUUCCAGUUCAUCCCAAAGGAGCUCGAUGGGGUCGAGGGCAGGGGUCUGUGUGGACAAGUCCAUAACAAACUCAUCAAACCAUGUCGUUCUAGUCCUUGAUUUGUGCACUGGUCAUGUUGUGCACAGUCAUGUUGAAAUAGAAAAGGGCCGUCCCCAAACUGUUGCUACACAGUUGGAAGCUUAGCAUUGUCCAAAAUGUCCAAUCGACCUUCACUGGAGAUAAGGGGCCUUGCCCAAACUCUGAUAAACAGCCCCAUACCAUUACCUCUCUUCCACCAACCUCCACAGUUGGCACAGUGCAGUCAGACAGGCAACGUUCUCUUCGCAUCUGCCAAACCCAGACUCGUCCAUGUGACUUCUAAACAGAGAACCGUGUUUCAUCACUCCACAGAACAGGUUACCACUGCUCCACACUCCAGUGUUGGUGUGCUUUACACCACUCCAUUGGCGAUGUGAAGUUAACUUGCAGCUGCUCAGCCAUGAAAACCCAUUAAUGAAGCUCCUGUUGCACAGUUUUUGUGCUUACAUUAAUGCCAGUGGAAGUUCAGAACUCUCCAGCUAUGGAAUGAGCAGUGUUGGUGACUUUUGUGCACCAUAGCAAUCAUUGAUGAAGCUCUGUGAUUUUACAAAGUUGCCAUAUUUCCUAAACGCUUCCACUUUCUAAUAAUAUCCCUAACAGUUGACUGUGGAAUAUCCAUAUUGCAAACGUUUGCAAAUGGAGACCGAAUGGGUCUGAUUGAAACACCUGAAUGCAAUAAUCAACAGGUGUGGCCAAAUACUUUUGUCCAUAUAGUGUAACUCAGAUAACCAGUGAAGUACUGGUUACUUUGGUAAGCGUCAAGUGUCUUUAUUGUGUUUUUUAAACUCCUUAAAAGAGGAAUUUUGUGAAAGGAUUGAAUGAAAUGAGUGUAGGCGCUGUGCACCACUGCUGGUGCUUGGUCCAACCUGCUGCCUGUGUAAUGUUAUUUUUAAUCAUGUGGCAGUGAGACCAUUUAGCACAGGAAAGUUUAGCGGUAUUGGCAUCUGAAUAUCACCCAGUUCUAGUCAGGGAUAUAAGUAUACCAUCCUAUGCAAAAAAAAGGAUAUUUUACAUUGAUUUGACUAAAAUAAUUUAUAUAUUUUAAUACUUUUUAAACCAGCAGAGGGAGCUUUCUGCUUUUGACCUUAAAUAAUCAAAGCCAGCGCCACUUUGUUACUUAAAUGUGAUAUUUAUCCAUCCAGCAGUCUUCAGUUAAAACACAAAAAAGCAGAAGUGCUGAAAAAAGUAGCAAAUCCUCAUUUUUAGCAGCUGUUAUGGUAGUAAAUGAUUAAAAAAUUAUAAAAAUAGCAAUCUCAAAUUUUAACUGCACAAGUAAUUUCUUCCAAAUACUCCAUGAAUUAAUAUGUUUAUAUUUGUGUUUGUUCUUUCAGGGACCAUCACCAUCCUCAUGUCCUAUGGAGGAGGCUUUCACGGACGCACUGAGCGUGACCGCCAGGCGCCGCACUAUGACCAGGUCCCUCAGGGCUCGCUACCCCGGGACUCCUACAACCUUCAGCCACUGAGGGAGCACAGAGCGUCUCCCUUCGCCCACAGCGCUGACCCCUUACCUCCCCCGCCCCUGCCCGACCAGCCUCCUGUGGGGCCCGAGUUCGACCCCAGCGGCAGCGAGUCCAACGCCGACGCAGACCCCGAACCUGACCCGGCCCUCGACAUCAAACCCGUGCACCGCUUCAUCCCAGACUCCUGGAAGAACUUCUUCAGAGGGAGCAACCGCAGCAGCAACAAGCCCUGGCCCAUGUCGGCCUCCUCGUACAACAACAACAACAGUACCAGCGAGGGGGUCCGCUGCUCGCCGCCACACUCGCCGUCUGUCCCUGGAUCGUACCGGGAUCCUUAUGGCGGCUCAGGCGGCAGCUACAACUCACAAAAAGAGCUUCUGGAGCAACCGGACGCACACGAGUCGGUAUCAGGACAAACUUAUCGCACUGGUCUGACGUACACCGAGCGGGUGGAGGAGUACCAUCAGCGCUACGGCUACAUGAAGUCGUGGGCGGGGCUGCUGAGGAUUCUAGGCUGCGUGGAGCUCCUGCUGGGAGCCGCCGUGUUCGCCUGCGUCUGCGCGUACAUCCACAAAGAUAAUGAGUGGUUUAACAUGUUCGGAUACUCGUCUCCUGGAGGAGCAUAUGGGGGAGGGUUCUACGGAGCGGGAACAGGAGGGACGUACUACACGGGACCAAAGACGCCGUUUGUGUUGGUGGUGGCGGGGCUCGCCUGGUUGGUGACUGUGAUUGUGUUGGUGCUGGGGAUGACCAUGUACUACCGCACCAUCCUGCUCGACUCUUCCUGGUGGCCGCUGACGGAGUUUACAAUAAACCUGGCGCUGGCGGUGCUCUACAUGGCGGCAGGCAUUGUUUAUGUCCGGGACACGACCCGUGGAGGACUCUGCUCCUACCCGGUCUUUAACAACGGCAUCAACGGGGUGUUCUGCAGGACUGAGGCUGGCCAGACUGCAGCCAUCAUCUUCCUGUUUGUCACCAUGGUGGUGUAUCUGAUCGGAGCCAUCGUGUGCCUUAAGCUGUGGAGGCAUGAAUCUGCUCGUAGAUACCGGGAGAGAUACGGCCAGGAGAUGCAUCCCUCUGAGAUGAGAGCAGCAAGAACCCUGAUGGUUCCAGAUUCAAAUCAUGCACCCAGAGCUCCUGAACAGGUCCAGGGCUCCUCAGUGGUCCCCAUCCAUGCCGCUCCUAAAGAUGUUCCACCAAAAGUCCUGCAGGGAACUAUACCAUCAGGACACAUCCCCAAACCUGUGAUACUACCAGACUACAUCACGAAAUACCCAACGAUCCGGUCUGUAGAUCAGCGGGAUCAGUACCGAGCCGUGUUCAACGACCAGUACGCAGAGUACAAAGAGAUCCAUGCAGACGUGCAGGCGACGAUGAAGAAGUUUGAGGAGAUGGACGCCAUGAUGCGCAGUCUGCCACAGCACCCAUCCAGCCAGAUGGAGAUGGAUCGGAUAAACAGAAUCCUUCAGGAGUACCAGAGGAAGAAAAACGAUCCGACUUUCCUGGAGAAGAAGGAGCGCUGUGAGUACCUGAAGAACAAACUGUCACACAUCAAACAGAAAAUCCAAGAAUACGACAAAGUCAUGGAGUGGAAUGACGGGUACAGCUUGGUUACCUGUGAAAUGUCCUCCAGGCCAAACGGGAGUCCGCCUCCCUAUGAGUCAGAUGGAUAUAACAUCCCUCCCCAGCCAGCGUACUCUUACUACCCCGAUGACGAGUUCCAGCAUUUCUACCGCUGGGCGUCUCCGCCGGGCAUCCUCAAGAUCAUGGGCAUCAUUGUCAUCGUGCUCUGCGUGGCCAUAUUUGCUUGUGUCGCCUCCACUCUCGCCUGGGACACUCAGGGAGCUCUGGGCAGCUUCGGUGGUAUCGGGUACGGAGGAGGAGGCUACGCUGGGGGCACUUACGGAGGAGGCUACGGUGGUGGAGGCUACGGUGGCUCAUUUGGUGGCGCCGGGUACGGGCCGGGAAACAACUAUGGCUAUGGUGGACUUGGAGGGAACUACAAUGACCCCAGAAAAGGCAAAGGGUUCAUGAUCGCCAUGGCAGCCAUCACCUUCAUCGCAGCCCUCGCCAUAUUCAUCAUCCUCGUGUCUCAUUCGAGUCUAUCGGAGAGUCGCCGGUUCUACUUGGCCGUUAUUAUCAUCUGUGCUAUCCUAGCCCUGCUAAUGCUAAUAGCCACCAUAGUCUACUUGGUGGCGGUGAACCCCAUGGCUCAGUCGUCUGGAUCCGUCUAUGGGAACCAGAUCGCCGGUCUUUGUGCCCAGUACCAACAACCGCAAACUUCAGGAGUGUUCGUCAACCAGUAUCUUUACCACUACUGCGUCUUUGAGCCACAAGAGGCGAUCGCUGUGGUGUUCGGCUUCCUGGCCACCAUCGCUCUGAUCAUCAUGCUUGUGUUCGCUCUGAAGACUCGCCAGAAGAUCCAGAACUUUGGAAAGAGCAACAUUUUGUGGAAGAAGGUAAAGGUUGUGGACGAGCUUGAGCCGCCCCAGGAUGUAGAGGCAUGGGUGAACAAUGUGUCGGCCAACCCUGAACCGCUCCCGAUGUCCGACUACCCCGAGAAGCUGAGGGGCUCCAGGAGUUACCUGGAUGACGAGAGCACCAACUAUGACAAACCCCCGCACAGCUACACACCACCGCUUGCAGUAGAAGAUGUGCCUCUGCAGAACGGAGCUCCUUACAGCAGUAACUCAGAGGUGCCCAGCUCAGCAGGGAGGCCCAAAAAGAGACGGGCCGGUCGUCCUCGCCGCGCUGACGGACAGGACUACGACACCGACUACAACUCCUCAGGAGACGAGCUGGACGACGAUGACUUUGACAGGGAGUUUCCUCCGAUCAUGAACGAGCAGGAGAGAAACGACUACAAGCGCGAGUUUGACCGGGACCAUCAGGAGUACAAAGACUUGCAGGCCGAGCUGGACGACAUCAACAAGCGGCUUUCUGACGUGGACCGAGAGCUGGACGAGCUGCCGGAGGGAAGCCCGCAGUACCUGGAUGCCAUGGACGAGUACAACAGGAUAAAGAGCCUGAAGAGGUCUGCAGAUUACCAGAUGAAGAAGCGCAGGUGUAAGUAUCUGAAGGGCAAACUGAAUCACAUCAAGAAGAUGGUCAGCGACUUCGACCGCAGAGGCUGAACAACACGACGCCUGUCCAGGACGGGGCAGAACGGACUUGAAUUUAAUCUACCGCUGUUUGGGGAGGAUUUCUAAGGACAGCGAGCAGACAGGAGAUAGAGAGGCUACGACAGUCAUACAGUCUGUUUGAGCUGUUAGCUGGUGGAAUAUAACAACGUUUGUUAAUACUUUAAAUGCUCUGCAACAAAUCUUGUUUUGUAUUAUACCGCUGUUUGUAUGAUGAGUUUCAGCUGCCAUAGACUCUUAGCUGUAUUUAUUUUCUGCCUAAAGCGGUCACCACUGCUCGAUUUAACACAAUGAAACAUAAUCCAGGCUGUUUAAUAACUCUUCAGUCUUUUAAUUAACAUUUUUAUUAACCUGUAAAUAUUCUGGGACACUGUGAUUUCACUUGGACGUUUGUGUGUGAUUAUGGUGUUUUUUGUAUGUAUUAUUGAACAAACAGACACUUUUAUGCUUGUUUAAUGCAAAGUGAUGAACUUUUACAAUGUUUUUGUUGUAUUUUUUUGAUAAUGAAAUCUUUUAUUAAACAUUUUUCUUGUUGCUCUUA